Messenger RNA from Funneliformis caledonium, 210 nucleotides. The record is from the annotation of a GenBank genome assembly. NCBI's taxonomy places the organism in Eukaryota, Fungi, Glomeromycota, Glomeromycetes, Glomerales, Glomeraceae.
AUGAUAGACGACAAUACAGACAAAUAUCCAUAUGCCUUCAAUGACAUUAGAAAGUACUUUGAGCAGGCUUCGGAAUAUUCUCCAUCCCUUUCAGGAUUUGUUAGGGAAAAUAUCGAUUUAGUAGUUCGUUCUCCUCCGAAAAGGACCGAUUUUAAUAGUUUAGAUGGCGCAUGGAAAAAACGGUUUAGAACAACUGCAGAAAUACUUAAU